GUUCAACUUCAGAGAAAGCAUAACAAGCAAGCUGCGAAACCGGUAUUAGACAAGUAGUGGUAACAUUCCCCGGGAGUUUGGUGGCUCGAUCCGAUGUAAACCAUCGGAUUGCCAGCAUCUUCAUGAAACGGGCAGCGCAGCGCGGUUUCUGAGUGCCAAGGUGUGCGCGCAAGGUAAACACGGCGAUGAAAACACGGAAAUAAGUGGAGGAGAGCAGACGGGAGACGAGAAUAGCAGGGCCUGUAAGGGGCAGUUCAGUGGAGAUUAAAAGAACCAAUAAGAAGAGGGCUCACAUCAUAUCUAGGACAUCUGGUUUUAUUAUCACCAUGGAAGAAGGGUCAAGUUUUCAAGACCUUUUUGCAAACUUACUAAGGAAACUUAAAGAUGCAGAUAAAGUGGCAUAUGUGAGUGAACACUUCACUCCAGCACAUAAUGUUGAUGACAUGUUCUCUUUCCUUUGGAGUUUGGAGGAGGCCCACCAGUUACUCACCCCAAGGAUAAGCAGGGCUGAAAAGUCUGAAACGAAAGCUGAAAAAUUUAGAGCUGAGGGUAACAAGUGCUACCAGAAGAAGUUAUUAGAUAAAGCACUGGAGUUGUAUAACCAAAGCAUAGUGUUUGCACCACACCCAGAGAUUAAAAUUGAAAAAUGCCCAGAUGGGAAAAUCAACACAACCAGUAAUGAAAGGCAGGAAGACCUUGUUAGUGAAGGUCAGGGCACAAGUUGUUGUACCAGUGAGAAAGAAGAAGGUUACAAGGCAUUAACACUGGGUUAUGCCAACAGAUCAGCUGUACUCUUUGAAUUGGGACAGUAUGAAAAGUGCAUAUGUGAUAUUGAUUAUGCUCUCCUCCAUGGCUACCCAAAAAUUCUUCAUAGCAAACUAGCAGAGAGGAAAGCUAAAUGUCUCAUAGCUUUACAGAGGAGAAAUGAAGCAAAGUCCUUGAUAGAGAGUUCACUUGAAGCUCUUGAUGCCUUAGCUCUGGAUGAAGAGAAGACUAAAUUAUCCAGAUCAAAUUUGCAAUCACUGUCACAACAACUGGAUAAAAAAUUCAUUGAUAUUCACCCUAAUACCAAAUACAAGUUGUUAUUUUCCUUUGAGAACCCAAGUCCACCCAAGUUAUCUGACCACAACCCUACCAUUCCAGCAUUAAGCAGAUCUGUGGAUUUGGCAUUUUCUUCCACUCAAGGGAGAUACCUCAUUGCCAACAAAGAUAUCAAACCUGGGGAUGUGAUAGCAGUAGAAGAUGCCUACAGCAAGGUAGUGCAUCUGGAUUCCUCUCUCCACAACCAUUGCACUGAGUGUCUUGCUCGCUGCCUCACUCCUGUACCCUGCCCCAUCUGCUCCAAAGUAAUAUUUUGUAGUGCUGCUUGUAGAAUGCGGGCACUUGCUUCCUACCAUGGGCCAGAGUGUGACAUUCUUACCUCUCUUGCUGUAUUAGACAUAGGCAAGAAUUCUGUUUUGGCAUGUAGAAUUAUCUCGCAGACAACUUUCAGCCAACUGAAAAAUGUUGUGCCUGUUUAUCUCGCUGAAUCUGCAGAAAAACCUCCAGCAAGCCUAGGUUUUGAUGGUGCUGGGAAGUACAUAUCCUCAGAUUACAGAACAAUUUAUCACCUGGUUGGCAAUAAGCAGUCCAGGUCAGUAAGUGAUCUCUUUAAGAGAUGUGCCAUGGCCUUUGUUUUAGUAAAGCUGCUUGAACAGACCUCCAGAUUCUUUGUAGAUGCUGCAGGGGUGGCCUUCACCCCCAGUGUGGGAGAUAUCAUUCUUACUGGCUCUACCCUCUUCAUACACAUGAUGAACUUGCCUUGUAAUGCCCAUUCUGUUACUGAAUUCAGGAUCAACAUCAACAACUAUCAGCAGAGUGUAACUUCAGAAAUUGGCUGUGGAGCGUAUGGGGUGAUGAGUCUUACCAACCACUCGUGCAAUCCAGCAGCAGCUCGGUUCACCUUUGGGGCCACAGAAGUACUGAAAGCUGUAAGGUUUAUUCCUGCAGGGACAGAAGUAACAGACAGCUAUGGAGAACAUUAUUGUGUCCAAAGAGAAGAGAGUAGGAUUGCAUCUCUCCUGCAGCAAUAUUAUUUCAAAUGUGCUUGUGAGCCAUGUCGGCACCACUGGCCCACUUAUUGUGGUCUUCUAGAGGAAUGUAUGCUGAAAUGUGUCAGUUGCAAUAAUCCCAUUGACUUCAUUGGGGGAAAAUGUUCUAAGUGUAACUUAGACUACACUAAAACUUCUCGAAGUGAAAAGUUCAAUGUUAUUACCUACAACUGGAUGGAGGUGGUGGUACAGUUGAAGAGGAUUAAAGAAGAAUUUGAUCUUGCAUAUAAGGGUGUCAUAGCUGGGAAUAAUUCCACAGAAAAUAUUAAUAAACUAUGUGAAUUUAUAGAAUUCAUUGACAGGUAUGUUCAACAACCAUGCAAACAGUACUUUGAAGCUCAGGAAACCCUGAAGCAUUGCUUUGAUCGCCAAGCUUCUUCCUGUUUGGUGAGUGGUUGAAAAGGUUGUAAAAGAAAGCUUUUGUACAUAAUGAUAAGGAUACAGGUGCACAUGAGACACUGAAAUACCUUGAACUUAAAAUGUAUUCUUUCAUUCUAUUGAAAAUUAAGGAUUUUAUACUGAUUUAGAACAAACAUAACUUCAAAUAUCAAAUGAAUUCUAAUGAGUUCUUUUCACAUCAAGCUUUAAAAUGUAAUCUAUUUGCUGUGAAUCUUUAUUUUCUUUUAAGUACUUUGAGAGAAGUCCUAGAUUUUCCAAGGAUUUUUUUUAAAGAUGUUUAUGGAUGUUGUGAAUUUAUACAUACAGUAUAUAAUAAGGUAUGAUAAAAGUAUUUUAAAAACUGGUGCUAUUGAAUUUAAGUUUACACUGAGUAAAAUGUUUAUUGCUA
Molecule: messenger RNA, 2877 nt
Organism: Portunus trituberculatus (swimming crab)
Lineage: Eukaryota; Metazoa; Arthropoda; Malacostraca; Decapoda; Portunidae
Product: SET and MYND domain-containing protein 4-like
Exons: 6
Coding region: 327-2489 (720 amino acids)
Molecular function (GO): protein binding
Source: RefSeq, a predicted model, not a curated record